Molecule: messenger RNA, 5859 nt
Organism: Linum trigynum
Lineage: Eukaryota; Viridiplantae; Streptophyta; Magnoliopsida; Malpighiales; Linaceae
Source: the annotation of a GenBank genome assembly
CUUUGCAAGUUCAGCAUUUAUCUCCUUCAACCUUCUACACUUUAACCGUUGAACUGGUGAUGGGCUACUAACUACGUUCCAAAGUGGAUCUGUUCUUUUUGCGGAGUGAAUUCAUAUUUCGAAUCUCAUUUGCUCGUACUCCAACUAAACCUAAGUUUUGGGGGGAAAAAUGGUUCAUGAAUGAGAAUGAGGGAUACAUGUAGCCAUUUUUAUAUUAAAAAAAACAAUAGUUGAAUGGGCACCAUAUACGCAUAGGAUUAUUCAUUUUCUCUCACCCUCUUGUUAUAUUAUGUUGGAAAUUUUUUCAUAAUAUUUUAUUCUUGAAGGAUAAUAUUGACCAAAAAAAGAAUGCCACUAAUGACUUUAGUUUUGUCUCUAACAAGGUUUAAAUUUAUGAGUGAUGAUUAAUUUAGACAACAUGCUUAAGAGAUACAGGAACCUUAGACCACCCACAGUGUGGGUUGAUUUUGUGGGAAAAAGGGGAAAUGUGACCACAAUGUGGGGGGGAAUAGGGGAUUAAAUGGGUUUUGUGGGUUUAGUGGGUGGGAAAACCCACCAGAUGAGACAAAUGGUGGGGGGAAGUGGUGGAUGCGAAAGGACAACCAUUUUUCUGAUUUUAGCAAAGGCUUAUUUGGAAAGUUGUGUUUUUGUCUCCUCGUAUUAUUGUGAUUUUGUCAUUGAUGAUGUCAUACUUAAUUAGUGAUGAAAAAAAUAUGUCUAAAUUAAAAAAAAAUAUGUCGAAAUGUUCGUAUUAAUUAAUUAUCACUAGUACGUAAUAAUAAUGAUCAUUAUAUGAAAAUAAAGUGACAAAAUCAACUAUAGAUUGAUUUUAACAAAAAAAAUACUAAACUGAUUACCCACUUUUCCCACCACCACAUUGUGACCAAAUCAUCCAAUUUUCCCACUUUCCCCUCUUUUCCCACAUUUUCCCCCACCCACAUUGUUGAUGGUCUUAGACAGCAUGUUUAAGAGAGAUAAAGAGAGCUUUUAGUAUUAUAUAUAGGUGGCUAAUUGCCUAAUUGAGCACAUUAGUAUAUAAUUAAUUUAGUAAUUAGCCAUUCCAUUAGUCUAACAAACAUUCCUAGUCUGCAACUAGAGUCUAGAGGAAUAUUUCUUUAGAAACUUUAUUUUUAUUUAUUUAUUUAUGUGAUUUAAGUACUACUGCUUUAGAAUAUAGUACAUACUCACAUGAUUUCCAAUUCAUGAAUUACUUCGAUUAAACACAUUAACACAAAGGUGAAACAUGAAAGAAAGAGUUCUACGUGGAACGAAACCUGUAAAGUCAGCUUUCUCAUCUCGAAAUGAGUUUGGAUAUAAGUCUCAUGUUCAUACACGAGGGUCCUAAUCUAUACUAGUUUCGAGAUCGUUUUACAUUGAACAUGGGUCUCGGAGGAGAUAGCUCAGCUGACUUAUAACAACCACUAAUCCGGUCACUAUUCUAAGUUAGUUAGUUUGCUCAUCAUAUACAUAUACAAUAUUGAUAGAGACAGACGAUAAUUCCUUAUAAGCUACGCGUUACUAUGCUUCUAUCAUUCUAUAAAUAUACAAAGCUCAUAUUUUGUACUAGCUAGAUUUCCCCCCCCCCCCCCCUGACAAGUUGCUUAACACUAUGUUUGGGAAGGGGUGCAAAUGGAAGGGGGUGCAAGUUUGGAGGGGUAAACACAAGUUUCAAGGUGUUUACCCCCGUUUGGUUAUUUUGUAACAGUAGGGGGGUGCAAAACGUGAGCGUAAAUUCACUGUUUCGGCUUACCCCCCAAAUUGGGGUGCAAGGAAAGGAAGGAAGGGAGGGGGAAGGAGGAGGAGGGGAAUUAUGAAUUUUUAAUUAGAUUAUAAUUACAUAAUAAUUAAUAUAUUAAUUUUUUCUUAUAUCUAUAUUAGUGUAGAAGUUGUUUGGGGUUGACCGUUUGACUAAGAGAGCAAGUUUGUCAAUGUUCGCCUCGUCAAAUCGAUAUCUCUUAGUUGACCUGAAUUUGCAUUGAAAAUUAGAGAUAAGAAGCAUUUGUUGAAAAGAUAGAGAGGAACAGUUUAGUUAACUCGAUUUACUUUAAUAAGUAGUUAAAACUUACAGAUUCGAACGUGUUUGACUAAGUUUGACCAUAUUCAAUUUAAAGUUAGGCACGAGAACCCCCUUAGGAUGACCAGUUACGAGUUGGAUUUCGAGUUUCGAGGUUGCUCGACCAAUGAUUAUUAUUGUUGUUAUAAAUAAUUAUAUUUGAGCAUUAUUAUAUAAUAAUUAUUUUUAUUAAAAUUAUUUUUAUUUAUUAUUUUUAUUAUUAUAUAUUGAAUUUUCAUGUUAUUAUUUUGUGAUAAUAUUUUAUAAAUUGAUAAAUCUAUUUUAUAAUAAUAUAAUUACUUACUUUUUACUCUAUUUGCACCCCCCUACUUUUUCAUCCAAACAACAAUUUACCCCUCCACUUACACCCUCCACCAAGUUGCACCCCCCAACAAUUUACCCCUCAACUUGUACCCCCUCGAACUUGCACCCCCCUUGUUGCCAAACAUAGUGUAAGUGUUGUUCUUUUACGUGGUAAAUAUUGUUUUUAAGGAUAAAAUGAAACAAAAGCAUAAAAACAUAAAGCUUAUUCUAGGACAUAUAUACUAGGUCCUUUCAUCAAUCCCAUCAAAUGCAUGAAAAUCCUAAAAGGCAUCAAUUUUAGUGAAAGUAUUAAUACAUAAUCUUUUCUACGUUGAAUCCAUUACCCAAUAGAAACCAGUGCCAACUGAAGAAAUAUACAAUCAAAUAGAUAAAUAAUUCUCCCACAUUAAAACCAUAUUGGAUUCAUCUAUUUGUAAUGUAGUUUUGCCAACUUGCAAACUUUGGCAGCACCUUUAUCUCUUCACGUGAACUGGUUCUCCUUCUACCUAGCCAGAAAAAAAAAAACAAAUCUAAACUCAUGAAGAUUCGUCAAUACAGAUAUGAUAGAUUGGUUGAGGCGCUAAAUCUUGAAUUCGAAGAUUCUUAUUUCGAAACUCAUAGUCUGCAAUCAUUUUUUCUCUUCUUUUUCGUUAUAAUGUUGAUCAACACUAUUAUUUCAAGGUAUCAAAUGCCUAUGAGUAAUAUAGCUCAAACAAAGAAAAAUGAAAAGAAAAUACGAAAAUUCAAACUUGACACAUGAUAUCUACACUGAUCGUAAUUCGAGUAGAGUAAGAAAGCAAAAAAACAUUUUGAUCGUAACACAAAAAGACAUACAACUAACCAUAAAGCGAAGUUUAUGCUCAUAAUAACAAAAAUCAAACUUACUAACCACAUAAUUCAUCCAUAAGAUGACCAACUACUACUUCACAUCCAAAAUCAUAGGCCUUUUUUCUCUUCACUCUCCAAAAUCUACUAUAUAUAAACACAUGCACUUCCUCCAAACCCACCCCACAUUCCUUCAUUCACCCCAAAAAAAAAAAAAACAAUAAUCCCCAAAAAUGGAGUCUUCCUCCAAAUCCUCAGUCCUUCUCCUAAUCUUCAUGCUCUUCCUCUCCUCCGCCACUCCCAUCCUCUCCUCCUGCGGCCGCUGCGGCGGCCGGAAGCCCCACCCAAAGCCCAAAUCUCCUUCCAAGGGCCCAGGCCCAAUCAAGCUCCCCCCAAUCCACCUCCCCAAACUCCCACCGGUCACCGUCCCCAAAGUCCCCAUCCCCAACCUCCCCACCGUCCCUCCGGUGACCGGCGGCGGGUCGGGGAAGUCACCGUCGCCGGCUGCCAACUGCCCUCCGCCGCCGGCGAAGAAGGACACGUGCCCCAUCGACACGCUGAAGCUGGGAGCCUGCGUGGAUCUGCUGGGCGGGAUCGUCCACAUUGGGCUCGGGGGCCCAGUUGUGAACAAGUGCUGCCCGGUGCUCGCUGGGCUUGUCGAAGUUGAGGCCGCGGCCUGCCUGUGCACCACGUUGAAGAUCAGGGCCUUGAACUUGAGCAUCUUCGUCCCUUUGGCUCUUGAGCUGCUCAUCACUUGUGGGAAAUCGCCUCCACCUGGCUACACUUGCUCCAUUUGAAGUUUGAAAAGGUAAUGUAUAGCCUUAGUGGCGUAGCCAGACUUACCGUUGAUCGCGAUUUUUAUGUACUGCUAACACCAACGAAAAACGAUCAUACUAAAAUCUAUGUAUCAAAUGUAUUUUUCGUCAAAAUGGGAUCUAUAUCUGAGGAUCCCUGUCCUCAAGCUUUCCCUCCGCCACUGCCUUCCACAAAAUUAUUGUACAACAAUUACCCAAAACUUUGCUCGUGUGAUAGUUAGAAAUGCGCGUACAAAUCGUAACAGAUCUGAAAGAUAAAAAUAAUCAGCAUAAAGCUAACCACGAUUCAAAUCCCUAAAAGUGCUACUUUAGUUUUCUAGAUUCACACAUUGGUAUAAGAUGGUAGUUAGUAUCAUAUUGUAACACUAAUUGGCAUGAUUGUAAUGCAGGGCUUGCAAGCUAUAGCAGGAAGUGAUAUGGAUGGAUGAUUGAAGUAGUCGACAUGAGAGGAUGUCGGGCUUUCUUGUUUGUUCUCUCUACUCUUUCUCUCUCUAGGGUUUUUUUCUUUUUUGUAUUGUUGGAAUUAUUGUUAUGGUAAGGGGGUUUGGUUGUACUUUCAAUGGAUUGGCAAUGUGGGAGUGAAGAUGUUUGGAGUGUAUUGGUGUAAUACUAUUUGUUGUCAAUGAGCUUGUUUGUUUGCAAUGGAGGUGUAGUGUGAGGUUUUGGUUUGACGUCUUAGUGAAAGAAAUUUGGUCCAAGAGAAGAGUAUCUAUCAUGUUAGAUUCUCAUAGUUCUAGUAUAGGAGAGGAUGGCCAAUAUCAUAAUAAUCUCCAUAGACUAGUUAUGUGAGCAUGCAAAUUUUUGUGUGUUCUCAACAUAAAGAGAGAAAAAGAACGACCAAAGUUUUUGAAAUGAUAUCACUGAGUAUCAAGAAUAAAAAAAGUAUAACGACAUGAUUAAGUCCGAAAAGAUAAUUGAGAUCAGUGAGCAUAAUGAAUGGAAGGAAAGAAAAAAGAGUCAAAUAUCCAUAUUGAUAUAAAAUAUAAGGUGUCAGUAAGAAAUAUGUCGAUCUUUUACGAUUGAGCACUUCAUAAGUUGUAGCAAUCAUUAGAAAUUCGAUUAUAAUAUUCUCUUAGGCCAUUAAGAGUCGAAUCUCAAAUAUCUCACUUAAGCGGUACGAUGAAGAAUGUGUAUAUAUAGAGGUCCUUCCUUCGAUCCUAAAGUACAAAAAUUAAAUCCAUCACUUCUCAAAUCAUUGGUUUUAACUUUGGACACAUCGUAUAUAUUCAUAAAAAUACGCAUCAAUGAUCGCGACACAACAAAAUUAAUCUGUCAAACUAAAACUAAACUAAGUACCAUCAUCAACGGCAGAAAGACGGUUAAACCUCCAAUUCCAAUUGAAAAUACUUCUAGCAAUGCAUGGAUACUACUGGCCAAAAAUAUUCGGGAGGACGCCUAGAAGCAUGUCGACAUAUGCUAUUAGUGCCAAAUCCAAAUCCACGUCCAUUUGCGUGUUCUGAAUGUUCAUGGAUGAUAUAUCAAUAUUCGACUACUGCGCUUCUUUAUGGUUAUGAAUGAAACGGUUUGUGAUUGUACGAUGUGUGAGAAUACAAAUUUAUCCAUAGUUUGACCACAAAACAUAACUUCAUAUCUCUUUCAAACAUGUAGAUCAUUAGCAAUUUACCCAAGACCCAACAACUUACUAGGUUUGCCCUAAGUAAAGCAUAUGAGAAGAACCCCUCAUAAACUCCCUAAGGCUAGGAUCAACCAAUACAAUCAUCAUCUCUCGAGAUGGAAAUACAAAGUCUUCCAAAUUUCUCUAAAAGAUACAACUCCCCCAUAACCUAUAUGAUCAACCCAUAUUAUAGUUUUAACAAAAUUCCACUCUCCCGUCCAUUUCUCAAAUCGACUAAUCACCAAAGU